CGGUGCCCACGCACGAAGUUACAACGAGCCCCCGAUUGGUGGCAAUGAUGACCCGUUUGGUUGUGCCAGGAGGGGAGGCUUCGUCUGUGCAGUGGCAGCCGAACGCACUGCAGGCUGAACGGCGCACACACAACAGAAGGAGGGGAACGAGGCAGGCAGCAAAGCUUCCCUGCACAGAUCCGCCUCCCAGCAGCGCGACCGGCUGAACCGCGGGCGCCUCGUCCUCCGGAUCUCCGCCGUUAAAAUAACAAAAAGUUCAACUUUUUAUAUAUAAAACAUAUAUAUAUAUAUAUUAAUUGUAGUGCAGUUCGGCAGAAGAAGACGAUCACCGCGGAAAAGACGGAGACAUGGCAACCACGACCUGUACGCGAUUUACGGACGAGUAUCAGCUGUACGAGGAGCUCGGAAAGGGAGCGUUUUCAGUGGUGCGCCGCUGUGUCAAGCUGUGCACAGGCCAAGAAUAUGCUGCAAAAAUAAUCAACACCAAAAAGCUCUCUGCAAGAGAUCAUCAGAAGCUAGAGAGGGAGGCUCGGAUCUGCCGUCUGCUCAAACAUCCCAACAUCGUUCGACUUCAUGACAGUAUAUCAGAAGAAGGCUUCCAUUACCUCCUCUUUGACUUGGUGACUGGCGGCGAGCUGUUUGAGGACAUCGUGGCCAGAGAGUAUUACAGCGAGGCAGACGCCAGUCACUGUAUCCAUCAGAUUCUAGACAGUGUCAAUCACAUUCACCAACAUGACAUAGUUCACAGGGACCUGAAGCCAGAGAACCUGCUCCUGGCCAGUAAGUGUAAGAACGCUGCCGUCAAACUGGCCGACUUCGGACUGGCCAUCGAGGUCCAGGGCGAUCAGCAGGCCUGGUUCGGGUUUGCGGGAACCCCUGGCUACCUGUCCCCCGAGGUGCUGAGGAAGGAGGCCUACGGGAAGCCGGUGGACAUCUGGGCAUGUGGUGUGAUCCUCUACAUCCUGCUGGUGGGCUACCCCCCCUUCUGGGACGAGGACCAGCACAAGCUGUACCAGCAGAUCAAGGCCGGAGCUUAUGACUUCCCUUCUCCUGAGUGGGACACCGUCACCCCUGAGGCCAAGAACCUGAUCAACCAGAUGCUGACCAUUAACCCGGCCAAAAGGAUUACAGCCCAGGAAGCCCUCAAGCACCCGUGGGUCUGCCAACGGUCCACAGUAGCCUCCAUGAUGCACAGACAGGAGACCGUCGAGUGUCUGAAGAAAUUCAACGCCAGGAGGAAACUGAAGGGUGCCAUUCUCACCACCAUGCUGGUGUCCCGUAACUUCUCUGUAGGCCGGCAGACAACGGCUCCAGCUACUGUCUCAGCCGCCGCGGCUGCCGCUGCUGCUGCCGCCGGCACGACCGCGGGGCUGGUGGAACAAGCAGCCAAGAGUCUCCUCAACAAGAAGGCAGAUGUCAAGAAAAGGAAGUCAAGCUCGACGGUCCAGUACAUGCCGCAGUCAAACAGCACGAAAAACAGCAUAGUCACCAGCCCUAAAGGAAACGUCCCCUCUCCUGCUCUGGAGCCUCAGACCACUGUUAUCCAUAACCCAGUGGAUGGGAUCAAGGAGUCUUCUGACAGCAGCAACACCACCAUUGAGGACGAGGACGUGAAAGGGAAGAGUCUAGAUAACAGCUCAGUUAAGAGCCAAUCAAGCAGCACGUCUCAGCCAGAGGCAGGGCUCCCGCAAAGCCCUAAUCCCGCCAUCUUCUCUUCGAAGUUGACAGACAUCCUAGGGUGCGUGCGCAGGGGCUCAGGCCCUGUGUCUGAUGGUGAGGGGGGGUUCGGAACCCCCCCUGCUGCCCCACGUGCGCCCUCCCCUCCCCACACCCCUGUUGCUCCCAUGCAGGCAUCUCGCCUGACUGACAUUGUGAGCAGCGUCCGACGGGGCUCCGCCCCCCAGCCCGGCCCGGAGGCAGCCCCGCCUCCGCCUCGUUCCUCCCCCCCUCCGCCGCCGUCCUCUUCCCCCUCCCUGUCCUCGCAGACGCGCAAGCAGGAGAUCAUCAAGAUCACAGAGCAGCUGAUUGAGGCCGUGAACAACGGGGACUUUGAGGCCUACGCGAAGAUCUGUGACCCCGGCUUGACGUCCUUCGAACCCGAGGCUCUGGGUAACCUGGUGGAGGGGAUGGAUUUCCACAGAUUCUACUUUGAAAACUUGCUCUCCAAGAACAGCAAGCCCAUCCACACCACCAUCCUGAACCCGCACGUGCACUUGAUCGGCGAAGACGCCGCCUGCAUCGCCUACAUCCGCCUGACGCAGUUCGUGGACAGCCAGGGACGUCCGCGCAGCAGCCAGUCGGAGGAGACGCGCGUGUGGCACCGCCGCGACUCGCGGUGGCAGAACGUGCAUUUCCACUGCUCGGGGGCCCCGGCUGCGCCGCUCCAGUGAAGGGGAGACAGUAACGCCUGCCUGGUGAGAGGGAGAGAGGGAUGGAAGGAGGGAAUGGAGAACAAGUCCCGAGUUGGAGAGCUCUGAGCUGCCGGCACAUAGCCCUCCCACUCUGGGCAUCCGUGCUCACCCGCAUGCAAGUCUCUUUUUACAAGUACCGCCACCUGCUGGGCUGCCCUCGCUACUGCACCUGCCUAUCAGCGUCCAGUUCACGCAUUCACCCCUCCCCCCAACCCUCCCCACCCAGGCGCCACCACCCCAGCCCUGACCUUGACCGCACCUCAGCUUUGACCCCCGCUGCCCCCCCACCCACCUGCCAUGAGAGCUCCACACGCCAAGAUGUCCCGUGGCAGUAGCUGCAGCUAAGCCUCUGGAUGAGGGAAGAGACUUUUAAUUAAUGCUCCAGUAUUAUAAUCCUCACGCUGUGUUUUUUUGUUGUCCUAACUCUUUGAUCAUCUUACACCAGGGAUUUGUGUCGUAGCACACAGAUACUCAAAUUAUAGUAUGUAAAGUUUUAAACAAAACAUUUAUUGUUAUUCUCAUCAUCGUCAACAUCAUUAUUACUAUUAUUAUGGCUAUUAUAGCGACUGUAUAUUUAAUUGGUACAAUUCAUAUUCUUGAUGCCAGUGGUUUCUAGGAGUUUAAGACAAUUUAUUUAAAUCAUUUUUCUUUUUUCUCUUUUUAAGAACGCAUGACUUUUCUAGUAUUCACAGUGGCUGUUUUUUUAUCGUGCUUGGUAAGAGAAACGUUGGCAGUUUUGGACACGCUUUUCUCAGCUUACGAUGAUCCUGCGCAGCCUGGCAUUGGAAGUGAGAGCGGGUUUUAUUUCUUCAUUCGUUAGGUUUUUUUUGUUGUCGUUUGGAGGAUGGGGGUUGCCUGAGAGGGAAGGGGAGCUGAGAGAGGCCUGUAGAAGCAUAAUCGUCACUUUCGUCAGCACUGGAGGUAUCCGCCCUGCGUGCCGGGCUGCGAUUGGCUGGCUCAGGUCGGCACUGCCUCCAGCCACGCCCCCUUUCCGAACCCCAUUAUGCAGUGUAAGGCGAGAGACCUGGAGGUUUGCCUCUGGUUCCCUCAUUUGCUUGUGUCCUUUGCUCAUCGUGUGCCGUGAUGAAUGCCACCAUGUGCCCCCUCUGCAACAGCAGCGUGACGGCUGGCCUCCAGAUCCUCUAGAACUUUCCUCCAUGGUUCAGUGCUCCAGCCAUGCCACUGCUCAGCCCCCACCUUGGCUUUUUUUUAUUCCCAGCAGUCUCAUUGUGUUUCAUUGGGUUUGCAUUCUGCUGUGUGUCCCGCAUACAGUGCCCCCCCCCUCCCCCCCCCGAGGGUCUUUCUAGUAGCAGUGCGGCUGAGAGCGAGUCAGCCAGAGUGAUACGACCCAUAGCAGAGACCCCUGGAGUUCAUAAGCUACCCACAGGUGUGACUCAUUUCUGUCACGUUUAGUGUUUAGUGGGGUGGGGGGGGGGGUUGGUGGCAUCUCAGCGAUUGAUGGCGAAUAAAGACAAGUGUGUUCCCAUGAAAUGGGGGGGAAUAGUGUGGCAGGAUGCUGGCCUUUUUAUUAAUGAAGCCAGUGAUGCUGCGUAGAGUCGCUGCGGACUGGAGUGUGUGGAGGAACCCGGUGGCAGGAGGAGCAUCGGCAUCAUGUUGAGGUGGAAUUUCCUGUCAGGCCGUUCCUUUGCAAUGCAGGUUUUACGAUUAUCGUCAUUGUCUUUAUUUAUUUUGUAUAUGCAGCUUGUGGAUUUAUUUUGUAUUUACUUAUUGGAAAAUCGAAGACAUGAUUUUCCUAGUUUUUUUAUGACAUAUUUUGAAAUGGAGACUGUUUGGGUGCAUUUUAAUGUUACCGUUAACAUUUUAUCGUUGUUUGAUGAUGACUUAGCGAACUACAGCUUGGUAGCGUGAUUCGGAGCUGCCGUCGCCCGCAGGUGUUUUUGACGUGGCGGUUAGCACAUGCUAACGCGGUGCAUCUGGGCAAGGUGGACGCUGAACGGCAUAGAGGGUAUUUAUGCUCUCGCCCAAACCCUCAACCACUCCAGCUGCUGCGUACCAGCGGCGAACAUGAAGCCGAAAGUGUUAUGGCGCGUGUUUGGAUUGAGCCGGCUCUUUGCCAAUGCGCUGGUGUACGUUACGCUGUUGUGGGUAGUGCAGUGAGUAAGCUGUGACUCUAGGGGGCGCCAUAGAGGGAGCAUGGCACAAGAGCACCAAGACUCAACUUCAUCCCACGAUGCACUGCACAGUCCUCAGGUUUAUAUAUUUAUUUAUUUUCCUUUCGACUUACAUGUCUGUGUAUGUUUGUACGCUUCUUUCCGUUUUUUGACUGCGCUGUGGGUGCGUGAGUCACAGCCCCUGUGACUUUGUAAACUCAAGCUUGUGUGAGUGAUGAGGGUGGAGAUGAGGACCCCCCCCCCCCCAACAGAAAGACAGUGAGCAGUGAGGUCCUGCGUUCACAUUCAUAAGCUCACAAAAUAAACCCAAGAGGAGGGUCAGUCUGUUUGUCUUCUGGGUUAUUUUUAAAAAACAUAUUUUAUUCCAUUAUUACAUAAAAUGUGAAAUCAUGUUAGGAGUUUUGUGGACCCCCCAUGUGUUUUGGUUUGGGGAAACAAAAGACGGACAAAUCUCACGAAUCCCCCCCCCCCUUCAAAAGGAGAGAAGAGGCAGCAUGUUGCCGAAGUAUGGUUCUUAUGUUCUUAUGUGUGUUUAGCAUUGCAAAUAAUCAUUUUAAAUAUUAACUUUUAAAAGAUUAUAUAUUGUAAAACUACAGUUAUCUAGUGAUAUCAUAAAUGGCAUUUAUUUGCAUGACUUUCAACUGGGACAAGUUUUGGUGUUUUGGAAUUCCUUUAGUUGAUUUUUUACUGAAUGCUGGUAAACUAUGAAUCUAUUUAUCUAUUUUCUGAGCUUUGUAAGUGCAUAAAACUAUUUUUGUCUCGAGGUUACAAUUACCAUGAUGAUGACAAUGGUUAUCAUAAUGAAGACGGACGUGUAAUGACGAUUGUACAGCAUGCUUUUGUGCAGCGCCCACUGUCGUCAGAGCAGAUCAUGCUGGUGUGUGAAAACAGAACAUUGCAAAGCAGCCAAAUAGAUCGGGGGAGAUCUUUCCUAGUGCUUAUCUUAGCCUUGGCCAGUGCUGGUGCAUGUGGUGUUGACGUACUUCCCCAAGGUCUCCACUAGAUGGCACAAUUAUCAAGAAGAGCACAAAACAAUUGUUUGCAAUUUUGUUUCCCCUGCAACCUACAUAGUUUCAUUUGGAGAUUUUAAGGUCUCAUGAUAACACACAUAGAAUUAAAUUACAUAUAAAUAUAAAGCCGUUGUAACUUUUACAGUAGCUUUAAUGCUCAAUUUUUUUUUUUUGUUGUUUGAAACUCAGAUCAUUUUGCAUCUGAAGUACACUGAGAUUAUUGUGAAUACAGAGUCUUCCUCUGGACAAGGUGCUGCCUCCUUGCCUAAGAGGCCUUGUCCCACACCAUGGUGGAGAUGACGAACGGUGGAAAGCAGUAACAGCUGCCCACGCAGGAUUUACGUCACGGAGAGCUUAUCAUACCAGGAAGGCCAACGAGCAAUAAUAGUGAAUUUUAACCAACUAGAUGAAGCAAACAGAGAGAAAAUGCGGAAUCCGUGCGCAUGAGGUUCACGUUAUAGUACGAGGGAGUGACGCGGUUCAGCUCCACCCUCCAUGGGGCCACAGGGCGAGGCUGUGCCCUUAGUCUCAUGCCACCUGCGGUGUGCCCCAUCGCAUGCUCAUGUGUGCCAUCUCUACUUCCAGUGACGCUGAUCCCCUGCUGCUCUGACAACAGUACGCUGACGACUAUUUGUAGUGUGUCUUUAAAUCUAUUCCCUGAUACUUUUUCCUUUCAUUGAACUCUUAUGAUAUAUAGUUUCUCUUCACAGGAGCCUUUAAAUUCUUCUUUAUUGUUUUUUUUUCUUUUCUCAGCUGGGGUUUCUCUAUAUAUAAGAUUAUGUGAAUCCUGCUGUAUAUCUCUGAUUCCACUGAUUAUGACUGCGUUGUUCUCCAGUGUGCGCUCUGUGUUCUCUAACCUAAGGAAAUGUGUUAAGACGUUAUCAAUAAAUUGACAACUUCAAUACUAA
Messenger RNA from Brienomyrus brachyistius, 6461 nucleotides. RefSeq names its product calcium/calmodulin-dependent protein kinase type II subunit beta (gene camk2b2). Gene Ontology annotation, biological process: protein phosphorylation. NCBI's taxonomy places the organism in Eukaryota, Metazoa, Chordata, Actinopteri, Osteoglossiformes, Mormyridae. Gene Ontology annotation, molecular function: calmodulin binding; calcium/calmodulin-dependent protein kinase activity; ATP binding. Gene Ontology annotation, cellular component: neuron projection; cytoplasm. The transcript is spliced from 25 exons. Bases 348 to 2390 code for a protein of 680 amino acids. The record is from RefSeq and is a predicted model, not a curated record.